This is a messenger RNA of Megalobrama amblycephala (Wuchang bream), 1779 nucleotides long. Its product is annotated as C-type mannose receptor 2-like. The coding region runs from base 268 to 1374 and encodes 368 amino acids. NCBI's taxonomy places the organism in Eukaryota, Metazoa, Chordata, Actinopteri, Cypriniformes, Xenocyprididae. The transcript has 5 exons. The record is from RefSeq and is a predicted model, not a curated record.
AGGAAACAAGAGACAAAACUGGAAACAAUGAACCUUUAUUUUACCUCUACAAAAUGUCAAAAGGCUGACACAGACGUCAAUAUGCAAAUAAAAAGAGAGGUGGAAAAAUAUACAAAUAAGGAGGAAGAAAAAUAUGAAAAUUAGCUUAGAAGAGUACACAAAUGAUGUGAUGAUGAUUGAGGCAUGAAAGCAGAUAUAAUGAUCACACUGUUUGAAGCUGCAGACAGAAACAUCAGACUCAGGACAGAAACACACGACCUCUAAAAAAUGGAGCAAACUCUAUAUUUCAUUCUUCUUCUCAUUGCUCUCUGCUCCGUAUCUGAAUGUGUUCAGCGUCAGUAUCACUUUAUAAACGUGAGGAAGACCUGGACUGAAGCUCAGAGAUACUGCAGAGAGAAUUACACAGAUCUGGCCACCGUUGACAACAUGAACAACAUGAACGAGCUGAAGAAGAGUGUGAAUGAUGGACGUGUCUGGAUUGGGCUGCAGAAGACGAGUCAUAAUAAAUGGCAGUGGUCUUCAGGUGAUCCUGCGCUCUAUCUGAACUGGGCUCCUACACAACCUGAUAGCAGUGAGUGUGGUAUGAUGAAGAAUGGACAAAUGCAUGAUUUGCCAUGUGAUAACACCCGGGCUUUCAUCUGCAGUUCAUCUAACAACACGAACACAGGACUCGUCUUUGUUAAUGAGCAGAAAAAGUGGAGAGACGCUCAGAGUUACUGCAGACAGAAUCACAUUGAUCUGGUCAGUGUGAGGAACCAGAAUGAGAAUCAACAGGUUGAGAAGAUCAUUAGUGAUAAAAAUCACAGAUAUGAUUAUGUCUGGAUCGGUCUGUUCAGAGACUCAUGGCAGUGGUCAGAUCAGAGUAACUCCUCAUUCAGAUACUGGGCUCCUGGUGAACCUAAUAAUGCUGGAGGAAAUGAAAACUGUGCAGCGAUCGAACCGAACACUCAGGGACAAUGGAUAGACAUCUCUUGCAACAACCAGUUUCCUUUUGUGUGUCAUGAAGAUAAACUGAUUCUGAUCAAAGAGAAGCUGACGUGGUCUGAAGCUCUGAGAUACUGCAAACAGAAUCAUGUGGAUCUGGUCUCGGUUCAUUCAGAAGAGAUUCAGCGUCGUGUGAUGAAUGUGGCUAAACAGGUGUCUACUGAGGCGGUGUGGUUGGGUUUGCGUCACUCCUACAUUUUGGGCAUCUGGUACUGGGUGAGCGGAGACACCGUGUGCUAUCAGAACUGGGCUCCAGGGAAUGGCACAGCAGUGGAGAACUGUGAGUCUGCAGUGAGAUCUGGAGCAGUUCAGUCUGGAGGAGAUCAGCGCUGGAUCAGCCGUCCUGAAACUGACAGACUCAACUUCAUCUGCAGCAGAAAUGAAGAGUGAAGGAUUUUUUUUUUUUUCUUUCAGUUUUCAUCAUAUAAUGUGCUUAUAUCAAAGUACAAUGAAAUUUAAUUUCAAAUAAUUUUUGUAACUGAAGAGUAUCACAUGAGUCUUUUUAACAUCAGUGUAACUAUAUUUUAAAGAACAUGUGAACUCUAAUUGACUUUUAAUCUGUGGCUUUAAGUCACUUUACAUUUCAAAUUUACAGACGUUCUUUUGCAGAAAAGCAACUCAAAAAUAUCUUCAGCAAUUUAAAAGGGAAAAAAGUAAAGCACAAUUCACAUCAGUUGAUUUCAUGGGAUCUUGGGAUUCUGGUGGUGUGGAUACUUUCUUCUGCUCACUCCUGUUUUACACUAGUCAUAUCUUUACAAAUUACUUGUUUAAAAAAAAUGAUUGCGAACAUCUAUA